Messenger RNA from Hemicordylus capensis (graceful crag lizard), 6577 nucleotides. RefSeq names its product ankyrin repeat and fibronectin type-III domain-containing protein 1-like. The record is from RefSeq and is a predicted model, not a curated record. Gene Ontology annotation, biological process: signal transduction; regulation of establishment of bipolar cell polarity; establishment of mitotic spindle orientation. NCBI's taxonomy places the organism in Eukaryota, Metazoa, Chordata, Lepidosauria, Squamata, Cordylidae. Gene Ontology annotation, cellular component: spindle. Gene Ontology annotation, molecular function: protein binding. The coding region runs from base 427 to 4572 and encodes 1381 amino acids. The transcript is spliced from 25 exons.
CUCGCGCUUGCUGCAUGCCCGCGGCUCUCGCCGGGGAUGGAGAAGGAGGCGGGCGAGGAAGCCCGCUGGCUCGCCCCGGCCGGCAGCAGCUGCAGCAGCGGCCACACCACCACCACCACCAGCAACAGGAGUCCCGCGGCCACUGCCUCCCUCCCUCCCUCCCUUCCUUCCUUCCUUCGCCGGAUUGCAUCUGGCUGCAUCUCCAGGUGGCUGGCCUGGCACCUUAUACUUCAUAGAAUGAUAUACUAGCUGCUGCAGAAGAGGGAUUUUGCUUUCUGUCACAAGGAGCCCCAGAAAAAGCUGCCAGCUUCAGCUCUUCCUCCUGGUGCUCUUCUGCUCAGCCCAGCAAGCACUGGUGGCAUAUCCUGAGUAAUGCAAACAUACUGGCUGUAGCAUGGGGAUGUGUGUGUAGACUUGCGCAUCCAUAUGGACACACGCAGAAGGCCGGACUGCACUGGUGCCAUGUCGUCUUUUGGAAAGCUUACAGAAUACUUCAGCCUAAGGAAGUCAAGGAACGAAUUCCGAUCUGACCGGCGGAGUAGCAGGAGGAGUGGCAGCUACUGCUGUAGUAUCACCGAAUGCAGGUCACUAGACCGAAAGCCACAGAGACCUGUGUUAGGAAAGUCACGGACUCUUCCAAGCAUUCCACAAUCGCCUGUUGUAAGCCGUGUUCCUCUUCUGGAUUCAAAAUUGUACAGGGAAGAUAUGCCAGAACAGAAGCAAUACAGGAAUCAUACUGCCCCUGAUUGUCAGAAAGGGUGCACAGUGCCCUCUACUGGGGAGGCAUGGCAGCUGGAAGAUGACUGCCCUGAACCCGUGAGGGAUCCCGCCCUUCAGCCAAGGCUGUGCACUGCCAUGGAUGAGGCACCCUUCCGCUCUUUCAGAGCCCGAUCCUUCUACAUGAGAAAAAGCCUUUCUGUGGACAACCAUCUCGGCUCUCUCAGCUAUUCACUCCAUCCCACAGAAACCAAGACAGAACGGGUCAAAACCAAACUUCGGAGGCAAUUUAGCCUUGGAUCAGCGGACAAAAAGGACUUGUACCCAUCAAAGUCUGAGAGCAGCCUCUCUAAGUUCACGCAGCGGUUAUCAGUUAAACAGAAGCAGGAGAAGAGGAGGAAAGCGGAGUAUGGCUCCACUGAGCUGCCUGCCUUGCGUCCCAGGUCCCUGAGCAUUGAGUGGUCUUCUUCACCUAAAAUGACACAGCAAAUGAGAGACCUGCAAUUGGCCCAGUCUAGGAAGCAGCCGGGACCCUCUUCUCCAAAUGCUGCUAAGAGGCUCUACCGGAACCUCUCCGGGAAAUUCCGGGUUAACUACAUGUCAUUUGAUGAGGGGAGCUUAGCAGGGAGAAGCGAGAAGGAAAAGCUGCGCAAGUCCUACCUCUUCCAAGGCAAUGCCGCCCUCUUCGAGGCUGUGGAGCUGCAGGACCUCGAUAAGGUGCAGGAGCUACUCAAGCAGUAUAGCCUGGAGGAGUUGGACCUCAACACCCCAAACAGCGAGGGUCUUCUGCCACUGGAUAUUGCCAUCAUGACCAACAAUGCACCCAUCGCCAAGACUCUCUUGCUGGCCGGAGCCAAGGAGAGCCCACACUUUGUGAGCCUGGAGAGCCGGUCCUUGCACCUGUCGACCCUGGUCCGGGAAGCCGAGCAGCGGGUCAAUGACCUCACCGCCCAGGUGGUGAACGAGGUACCCAGCGCAGACUGCUCCGAGAAGGAGAAGCAGCUGAAAGCCUGGGAGUGGCGCUAUCGGCUUUACAAGCGCAUGAAUGCCGGAUUUGAGCAUGCCCGGGUGCCAGAUCCACCUACAAAGGUGCACCUCUCCGUGGCCAGCAGCACUUCCGUGGACGUUUCCUUCCAGGAGCCUCUAAGCGUCAAUUCAGCUGUCGUCACCAAAUACAAAGUUGAGUGGAGCUGCUCCCCUACCUUCUCCCCACCACUGGGCAAGGUGCUGAUCGACAAGCUGAGAAACCUCCAUGUCACCAUCCAUGGCCUCGUCUCGGGUACUGCUUACUAUGUCCAGGUGUCCGCCUACAACAUGAAGGGCUGGGGACCUCCACAAACAUCAACACCGCCUUUUGCUAUUCCCUCAAACUGGAGAGAAUACGAUGGGCGAGCACCGCGGCGAAGGGGACAGGCUGAAGCUUUGGACCAUCUCCUCAGCCAGAUCAAGACUGUGCACCAGCACUGUGUGUGCCACGAAUCCUGCAAGAAUCAGCCGCAAAGCAGGAAGCACUCUGUUUCCAAGAGCCUCAAGUAUCUCUUCCAUCCUGGCAGCAAGUUCCUAAAGACACUGAAGAGGGGCCUGUAUCUAGCAUCAAUAUUUUACAAGGACGACAACAUAUUGGUGACGCAUGAGGAUCAGAUCCCUGUGGUAGAGAUUGAUGACACCUAUUCCUGCCUGCUCAUGCAGGACUUCCUCUGGUUCACCAAGGUCUCAUGCAUGUGGGAUGAAAUCUUGUGGCUGCGCCAGUGUGUGACCGUCUCCCAGUCGUCCUGCUCCUGCAUUCUGCAAACACGUUUCAAGAUGCUGCUGGCCAUCGCACAGAUGCAGGGUCUGCUGGGAAUCCAAGACCUGGGGCAGGUCUUUUUUGAGCCCAUCAAAGACAAGCAGGGCAACAUUGUGGUUGUGACCCUGAAGGAGGUGAAGACAAGCCAGACGUUUGAAAGUGUCCGCUGGAUCCCCCUCUCGAAGCUGCAGACCAGCCGCAAGUCCGUCUCCUCUCCAGAAGAGCCCACAGCUCUGGAUGUGUUGCUGAUGACCAUGCAGGACAAGCUGGCUUACCACCAGAGAAGCAGCCAGGCUCUCCCUCCGGGUCUUUACUUGGGAUACCUGAAGCUCUGCAGUGCCGUCGACCAGAUCCGAGUGCUGGUGCCCGAACGGUUACCCAACAUCUUAUGCCAUGUGAAAAUACGGUGCAACCCAAACAUCUCCAGGGAGGAAUGGGAGUGGCUGCAGAAUCUGGCCAGCAUGGAGGAACCCAUUCCAGCAGAGCAAGAUCUAGAGAAUACCCAGAACCUCCUGCUUCAGGAACUCCAAGGUGCAAUCAAAGAGCUGAUGAAGCUGCUCAACAUUCCACUGCAUGAGGCCAAAGAUUUCCGUUUGUACAGUCAGGAAGUUCUGGACUUUGGAGGACAGGUCUCCUUUCUCCUGCUUCUGCCUCCUUCUGAUGAUGUGUGCACAGCCCCUGGCCAGAACAACCCUUACACGCCUCGGUCUGGCUUCCUCACACUUCCGCUUCAGAUCUUUGAGCUAGUUCAUUUUUUCACCUACGACUGUGAGUUCAUCAGUCAGUACUGCCAAGUGUCGGCACUCUUGGAGCUGGAGUCGCUUCUCUCCCAACAGAGCCUCAGGGAGGCCUUCUCGGACUCGGAGCUGACCACUGCCAAGCAGAGGCACCAGCAAAUUCAGGACUAUAUGCAGCAAAUGGAAGAGAUUUGGAGGGAAAUGCGUUGGAUGAUGGAUGCACUGCAGCAUGCCCGGUACAAGCAGCCGUCUUGUGGCAUCCCACUCAUGUGGUUCCUUGAGGAAUCUAGCAUUGCACUGAAGGAGAAAACGCAGUCAACUUCUUCCCACUUGGACUUCUUUCCCUCACCGACCCCGUCUCCUGAAACAAGCCGCAAGCUCAACUCUGAUUCACACGGCCUCUCCGACGAGGAGGGCUCGUCGGAGGUCUUCUUGGCAACAGACAGCGACUACGACUCCAGCCGGGCUCAGAGCCCAAGGGAGCUGGACCUCAUCUACUCCUCUUCGGGGCCCGAAUGCUGUGGCCGGAGAAACCCUCGCCCUUUGAGGGACAGCGCCCCCGACGUCUUGCAGAGUCACGAGCUGAAGACUCCCCCCGUCCCUCCCGAGGAGCCACGGCCUCCCCCAGAGCUUUAUGACAGCGACUUUGUGCUGCCCAGCCGGCAAAUAGAGCUCCUGCGCAUCACGGAGAAGCGGCAGGCCUACUGCGUCCGCACCAGCAGCCUGGAUUUCCCGAAGCCCUUCUGCCACGGUGCCCGGAAGUCCUGCCCGGGCUCAGUCGACAGCUCUCCAACAGAAAGCCGGACUGCAGGCCGUUGCAGCCCAGUCAAGUUUGGGACAGGCUUGGCCUUCAGCCCCAAGCACAGCUGGCCCGCCGAGAGCUCCGAGCCGGUCUUUCGGACACGUUCAGUGGAGUGGACUCGGACUUUCCAAGAGACACCUGAGCUGGGACAUGUAACAAAUCGGGGCAAAUCGUCCGGCUCCUUUGCUUUGCGUGUGUGCCCGCAGUACGAAACGGGACUCUCCAAAGAGACCAGCGUCAAGCUUCACAUCACUAACAAGAUGUCUGCAGAAGAUGUGGUGAAGCUGGUGGUGCAAGAGAUGAACGAGGUCUCGCGCAAUGUCCUGGGGAAUGCAGAUGCGUACUGCUAUAGUGAAGAACAAUUGGGCCACUUUGGACUAGUGUUUGUGUCCGACGAUGUCGAGCAGUGGCUGCCAAAUGACUUCCUGCCCCUCUCACUCCACAAAGCAUGGCCUGAUGGGAGGUUCUAUGUUCGGAUCAAAGAGACCUCCCCCCUCUUGUUUCAGUAUGGACCAGCAACAACUGUAUGAGGGUCGGGGAGGGGAUGGCGGGAACAGAAGGGGAAGUCAAGAACAUCCAGCUUCCAGAGAGCAGACGCUCAUCAUCAAUGCUUCCUUCUUGACAUUUUUGCGCCAAAUACCAUGGGCCAAAACAGGAGCAUACUGGGCAGUGUGUUGCGUGUGUGUGUGUGUGUGUGUGUGUGUGUGUGUGUGUGUGUGUGUGUUUUAUUUUAACCAAAGAGACAUCAAGACUUGGUUGUUAUGACUGAAAGAAGUGAGGGUGGAGCACAGGAGCCUUUGGGAAUGUGGAAUUAAAUUGCUGAAAGACACUUCCAGCAAGGAGAAGAGCCGGUUGGGGACAAAGAAGCAAUACAUAAUUAUAUUUUUCAUUCUGAAAAUUGAAGGAGGGGAGGGAGGGGUGUGUCAUUGAAGGAAAAGCCAUCAAGGUUCCAACCAUGGUGGGCUCAAACAUGGGCUGGUGGCGGGGGCAUAAGGAAUUCACAAAGACUUCAUGUCCUGUUAUCUGUUCUUGUUUCACUGUAUCUGGAUAAAUAGGAAACUGCACAUAGUUCUUUGAACAUAUGUUUUUCUUUACUUAAGUUCACCCUGGAUAUAUGCAUUACAAUACUGCAGAAGAUGUUCAAGCUAUGUGGGAGUCAAAAGAGCUUUCUUCCCAGGAAUCCAGAGUCCAGACUCUGCAUCUGGGAUAAAAACCUCUACUCCUGCUAGAAAGAAACCUUGACCUCAUCAGGAGAAGGAAUUCCCUGUCUUCUGGGCUGGACACAGAAGUCCAUAAUUUCCUAUACAGAAUGUAGGUACUUGUGGUUUUAUCCAGUUCUCACUUUGACCUAGGGUUCCCCUGACAGUCUCAGAGCUGGGUGCUCUUAAGGAUUUGUGUAUCUUUCAAAAGGAUAAGGUGGUACUCGGGCCAAACCUUGCUCUUAUUAAUUUAUUUAUACACCAUCCAUGUACACGGCACCUUACAGAGUUGCAUAAAUAGCACAGAUAUCUACUGUUGUAAUCUCAAAAGCAGGGAAUCUCAAAAUUACUGUAGGGACGACGGAAGAUUGCGGGCAAAUUGUGGACCAGUAGGCUUGGUUCCAGAUGGGAAUGUGGUUUGCUAUGCUCAUGGACACCUUCUUGAAAUCGUAGUCCUGGGCGAGAGGAGGCUCUCUUCAUGCCCUCCGUAGGCAAGAAAAGUAUUCAGGGUACUUUUGUUUGGCUAGCAUAAGGAUCACACUUCUAAGUCGUGACGAUUGCUCAUUCCAUGAGAGCAGCGGCUCUCACUGCAGGAUUCUGGGACUGACCUCCCUUGAAGGUCAACAGGACUUCAACCUGGGCAUUUGUGUUGAAGUGUAUAUUCUGUCCCCAGCAGAAGUUGCCAGGGGACAGAGGGUUCUGCAAAUCGUGCUAGCUUCCUCAUGUGCACCAGACACCAACCCAGAGGUUCUCAAUUUUCUGCAUCCAGAUAAAAGGAAGGGCCUCUGUAUUCCUGGGGGAGAGAGGGAAACUGUACUUGCCAUACAUUCCCAUUCUUGUCAGUGCAGAUAGGCAAAUCUAGCCACCCAGCUUUAAGUGUUUCAGCUGGUGCACAUGCACAGGCAUACGAAGGGGAAGUUGGCAGAGCCCUGCAAGGGUGCUUUGUCUCUUCCUCUUCUUUUUGUUUGUUAUAGGCUCUUUGUUUGCUAUCGUCAUGGCUAGAUGUUUUCCCCUCCAGUCCACCCUACUUGUUCCCAGUGAUGGAGACUGUUUCCUGCUCUAGCAGUUCUGGUCUGGGAAGGCAAGCAGCUCCUCCCCCUAGUGAGGUUAAAGGUUGGCCUGUGUCUUCCUAUCGGGAGGUGCUAUUCCAGAUACAGAGAAUAUUCUUUUCCUUUCCUUUCCUUCUCUGGGUUGCUGUUUUGUUCCUGUGACUGUGAUUGGUUGCUCUUGUACAUCCAAUAGCAUGAUGUUUUGUUGGCCACUGGGUCUCUUUGUUAGCUGCAACUAUUAUCAGAACUGUGGUCCGUAGUAAAGACAGCUGUGCUGCUGAGAGUGA